Molecule: messenger RNA, 1454 nt
Organism: Aedes aegypti (yellow fever mosquito)
Lineage: Eukaryota; Metazoa; Arthropoda; Insecta; Diptera; Culicidae
Gene: Gbeta76C
Product: guanine nucleotide-binding protein subunit beta-2
Exons: 6
Coding region: 235-1278 (347 amino acids)
Biological process (GO): G protein-coupled receptor signaling pathway
Cellular component (GO): cytoplasm; heterotrimeric G-protein complex
Molecular function (GO): signaling receptor complex adaptor activity; protein binding
Source: RefSeq, a predicted model, not a curated record
UUCCUAAUGUUGCUCAUACUCUUGGGCGGCCCAGUUCGUAUUCGUCGUAGCCGUGACUAACAGCAACCGUUUUGUGCGAUAGUUUUUCUCAGUUGUAAACGAUAAGUGAUUGGAUCAGUGAAUCUUUGGAGUGUAAGAAGUGCCUUACAAUUGAACGUUGUUAUAAAGUGACGAUUCGGUAGUUUCUAUUAGUGAGUGCGUUUGGUGAAGGCACAUUUUUGUUAGCGAUUUACCAUGGCUCCAAAGGAUGAUCCAGAGGUAGCUGCCCUGAAGAAGGAGAUCAACGACUUAAUAGCGAAAAUGAAGGAAGAGCAAAAGAAAGCGGCGGACUGUACGCUUCAGGAAAAAUGUUCGGAUAUGUCCGAUGUCCCAAAGGUACGCAUCAGCACGAAAAAGUUUCUCAAAGGACACAUCAACAAGGUCAACUCGGUGCACUAUGCGGGCGAUUCGCGGCACUGCGUCACUGGAUCACUGGACGGCAAACUCAUCAUCUGGGACACCUGGACCGGGAACAAGGUUCAGGUCAUACCUCUACGCUCGGCAUGGGUCAUGAGUGUGGCCUACGCCGAGUCGGGAAAUUUCGUUGCGUGUGGUGGUAUGGACAAUAUGUGUACAGUUUAUGAUCUAAACAAUCGCGAUGCUCAAGGAAAUGCCAAAAUUGUGCGGGAGUUGGCUGGGUAUGAAGGUUUCCUUAGCUCGUGUCGCUUCCUGGACGAUACCCACGUGCUCACCGGGUCCGGAGAUAUGAAAAUUUGCAUAUGGGACCUUCAGGUGGGGAAGAAGACAUCCGAGUUUGACGCCCACGCCGGAGACGUGGUAUCGAUUUCUCUCAGUCCAGACAAGAACACAUAUGUGACGGGCUCCGUCGACAGGACCUGCAAACUGUGGGAUGUGCGAGAGUCGACACCGAAGCAGACGUUUUUCGGACACGAAGCUGAUGUGAACAGUGUCUCGUAUCAUCCAAGUGGAUUCGGAUUCGCAACAGGCUCGGAGGACAAGACGGCUCGUCUGUUUGACUUCCGAUCUGAUCAGCAGAUUGGACAUUACGAACCGCCGAAUAAGAACAGUGGAUUCACGUCAUGUGCUUUAUCGUUGAGCGGAAGAUACAUACUAUGCGGAUCGGACGACAACAACGUUCACAUUUGGGACACUAUGAAAGGACAGCAUAACAGCACUCUGAGCGGUCACGAGAACCGCGUCACAUCGAUCUGCAUGGCUCCGAAUGGGAUGGCUUUGGCAUCCUGCAGCUGGGAUCAACACGUUCGCAUCUGGGUGUAAACUCUCUGUGAAUCGAACAGUCGAGGACAGUCGGAUCGAUAUCUACAAUGAAGAACCAUUGCAUGUUAUUGAUAUCUAUUUUUGGUGACUUUGUCAUGUUCUUUCUAAUUUUUGAAACUUCCUUUGAAAUCAUGGAAGCAAUAAGAAUUAUUACACCGCCUUAAUCGUAAGCUUAA